Molecule: messenger RNA, 873 nt
Organism: Diaporthe amygdali
Lineage: Eukaryota; Fungi; Ascomycota; Sordariomycetes; Diaporthales; Diaporthaceae
Exons: 3
Coding region: 1-873 (290 amino acids)
Cellular component (GO): mitochondrion
Molecular function (GO): delta(3,5)-delta(2,4)-dienoyl-CoA isomerase activity
Source: RefSeq, a predicted model, not a curated record
AUGGCCGCGCAGUCAGCAAAGCCCCUGGAGGGCUACUCCAGCUACAGCCACUUCAACAUCACCAGCCCGGCCGCCUUCGUCGCACACGUCGAGAUCAACCGGCCGCGCAAGCUUAACGCUUUCAUCCAAGCCAUGUGGCUGGAGCUGCGCUCCAUCUUCAACCAGCUCUCCGUCGACCCGGACGUCCGCGCCAUUGUGCUCUCCGGAGCUGGUGAGAAGGCCUUCACCACCGGGCUGGACGUCCAAGCCGCCUCCGAGAGCGACGCCGCCGUCCAGGGCGCCAAGAGCGACGUCGAUGGCGCUAGGACAGCCACAAAGAUGCGGCGGCAUAUCUACGAGUUCCAGGAGUGUAUUACUGCUGUGGAGAAGUGUGAGAAGCCUGUAAUCUGCAUCCUCCACGGCAUAUCCAUAGGCCUAGCCAUCGACUUGUCCUGCUGCGCCGACAUACGGUAUUGCGCCGCGAACACGCGGCUGGCUGUGAAGGAGGUCGACAUCGGGCUGGCGGCGGACAUCGGGACUCUGUCUAGGCUGCCCAAGGCCGUCGGGAGCUCCUCGUGGGUCAAGGACGUGUGCCUGUCGGCGCGCUUCUUCGACGCGGCCGAGGCCCUCCGCGUGGGGUUCGUGAGCGAGGUGCACGAGAGCAAGGCCGCGGCGGUCGACGCCGCGCUCAAGAAGGCGGGCCUCCUGGCCAGCAAGAGCCCCGUGGCCGUGCAGGGCACCAAGGAGCUGCUGAAUCACGCCAGGGACCACAGCGUGGACGAAAGUUUGCGGUACACCGCUGUCUGGAACUCGGCCAUGCUCCAGUCGGAGGACGUCUCCUCCGCGCUUCUGUCCGGCAUGCAGAAGACCAAGCCGAGGUUCGAGAAGCUCUAG